Messenger RNA from Gopherus evgoodei (Goodes thornscrub tortoise), 2763 nucleotides. RefSeq names its product macrophage mannose receptor 1-like. The record is from RefSeq and is a predicted model, not a curated record. Gene Ontology annotation, molecular function: signaling receptor activity. Lineage: Eukaryota; Metazoa; Chordata; Testudines; Testudinidae. The transcript has 20 exons.
CAGAUGUUGAGAAACAAGGGACUUUCAAGUGGACUGAUGGUGAAGAAGUUCUAUUCACUCACUGGAAUUCAGCAAUGCCUGGAAGAAAGCCAGGGAAGUGCAUCUGGACUAUGGCAUGUUCAGGACUGUGAAGAAAAGGCAAAAUUUCUCUGCAAACAACCAGCUGAAGCAAUGACCCUUCAUCCUUCUGUUCCAGAAGAAAAAUCUUACUUCAAAUGCCCCAUGGGUUGGGAUUCAAACAAUAAUAUCAGUUCAUGCUUCAAACCUUUUGUGAGAGAAGGAAACCAAAAGAAAUCAUGGCUUGAAGCUCGAGAUUUUUGUAGAGAGAUAGGAGGAGAUCUGGCUGCCAUCAAUAGUGAAGAAGAACAACAAGUGAUACAGCAUUCAAUAGUGGACAAAGAACUGUCAUUUCGGCCUUUCUGGAUUGGUUUAUUUUGUCUGGAUCCUGAUGAGGGCUUUUUUUGGAGCGAUAGCUCUCCAAUGAGGUACAAAAACUGGUAUAAUGCUGAACCGAAUAAUGAGCAUGGAAUUGAAUAUUGUGGAACAGUCAAUGAAGAAUUUUCCAUGAACUGGAUUAACACACACUGUGAACAUUUUAAUGAUUGUAUUUGUCAAAUAGAGAAAGGAACACCACUUAAACCAGAAUAAACAAGUUCUUCUGCCAAGUAUGAAGUCACUGAAGAUGGAUGGAUUAUAUAUGGGGGCAAGCAGUAUUUUUUCAGCACAGAAAGUGUCCCCUUGGAAAAAGCUAGGCAGUUCUGCAAGAAGAAUUUUGGAGACCUUGUUGUCAUUGACAGCAACAGUGAAAGUAAGUUUCUAUGGAAAUAUAUUUUAAGAAAUGUCCAAAAGGAGUCAUAUUUCAUUAGUUUAAUUCUGAGUGUCGAUCAACAGUUUACCUGGAUGGAUGGAAGCCCAGUGCACUAUGUAGCUUGGGCAAAGAAUGAGCCAAACUAUGCAAAUGCUGAAGAAAAUUGUAUGGUCAUGUAUAAAAACUUCGGUUUGUGGCAUGAUAUCAACUGUGGUAAUCCAAAUGCCUUUAUCUGUGAAAGGCAUAGUAGUAGUACUGUAAACUCAACAUUUGCUGUGACAGCACCUUCUCCUCCAGGAGGGUGUCCUGAAAGUUGGCUUUUGUUUAGAAACAAGUGUUACAAAAUGUUUGGCUCCAGAGAUGAAGAUAGAGUUAUGUGGAUUCCUGCACGUAGAACAUGUGCAAAGUUUGGAGGAAACCUGGCUAGCAUACCUAAUGAACAAGUGCAAGCUUUCCUCACUUACUACUUAAGAGAUGCCAAAACUGAUACCUGGAUUGGAUUGAAUGAUAUAAAUUCUGAGCUCAACUUUGUUUGGGCAGAUGGAAGUGGUGUCUACUACACCAACUGGAUUACAGGUUCACCUGUAGUUGGAGAAAUAACCUUAUAUGAUUCUCUGCAGCCAGAGACUGGCAACAAUCUGCUUCAGCUGGAUUGUGUUGUUGUGAAAACAGGUCCUGUUGAUAAGAUAGGGCAAUGGAAGGAUGAACCAUGUUAUGAAGCCAGAGGAUUUAUAUGCCAGAUGGACAGUGACCCUAAACUGUCUCAUUCCCCAACAACGAUUCCUGCCUCUGACUUUACUCGUUGUGGUGAUAGUAGCUAUUUAGUCAUCAGUUCCAAAAUGAAAUGGGAAGAGGCGCAAAAAUCCUCAGAACUUGCCAGUAUUUUAGAUCCCUACAGCCAAUCAUUUCUGUGGCUCCAGGUGUUAGAAUAUGGAGAGCCUCUAUGGAUUGGUCUUAACAGCAAUGUGACCAGUGGCAAUUACAAAUGGAUCGAUAAGUGGAGAAUGGGGUAUUCUAAGUGGGCCAGUGACGAGCCAAAGCAGACAGUAGUUUGCGUCUAUCUAGACCUUGAUGGAACCUGGAAGACAGCAUCUUGUGAUCAAAAAUACUUCUCUGUCUGUAAACAGUCUGAUGUUAUGGCCCCUACUGAUUCUCCACAACUCUUUGGAAGAUGCCCUGAAUCAGAGGAACACAGAACUUGGGUUCAUUUCCGCAGUCAUUGCUACUACAUCGAGUCCUCGUAUACAAGAAACUGGGCCCAGGCUUCCCGAGAAUGCACUCAAUUAGAUGCUACUUUGGUUUCUGUAGAAGACCAUGCUGAAUCCAUCUUUCUGUCACAUAGCAUAAAGCCACUUGAAAGUAAAAUAACAAGCUUAUGGAUAGGAAUGAGCAAAAAUGUGAAUGGUCAGUGGUUAUGGAGAGACAACACUGCAGUGGAUUUUGCCAACUGGAAUGAGGAAGAGCCUUCAAGUUAUGGUAAUGAGAAGUGUGUCGAAAUGUAUGCAUCAUCUGGGUACUGGAAUGAUGCUCAAUGUUCCUACAAAAGAGGAUAUAUUUGUAAAGAUCAGAAAGUAAGUAUUAAAACAGUAUUGACUGAGGAGCCACCAGAGAGGAAAGGAGAGAAAAAGGAUGAAGAGGUUUCUAGAUUACCCACCAACAUCACUUGGCUUGUAAUUAUUCUGGUCAUUCUGAUUCUAUCAGGAUCUGGAUGCGCAGCCUAUUUCUAUGCCAAGAAAAAAAACCAAGACAACUUCUUACCUAUUGGAACUCGAAUGAGUGAUACAAAAGAAUCUGCCGAUAACCAGGAGCAAGAUGAGCAUGCUGUUGCCUAGUGGGAUAAAAUGAUUGAAUAAUAUGUCUAAUAUUAAUAAAAGUAUGCAAUUGGAAUAAGUGAAUCUUAGGCCAACAUUGCUUUCUCUUACCAAAUAGUAGUCUGUUUCACAGUCUCUGCAUGU